This is a messenger RNA of Bufo bufo (common toad), 1228 nucleotides long. RefSeq names its product gastrula zinc finger protein XlCGF17.1-like. The annotation marks the transcript as partial. The transcript has 2 exons. Gene Ontology annotation, cellular component: nucleus. The record is from RefSeq and is a predicted model, not a curated record. NCBI's taxonomy places the organism in Eukaryota, Metazoa, Chordata, Amphibia, Anura, Bufonidae.
GAGAAGCCAUUUUCAUGUUCGGAAUGUGGGAAAUGUUUUAGUAACAAAUCAAUUCUUGAGGUACAUCAGAAAAUUCACACAGGAGAGAAGCCAUAUUCAUGUUCAGAAUGUGGGAAGUGUUUUCGUCUGAAAGCACAUCUUGUGAGACAUCAGAGAAUUCACACAGGGGAGAAGCCAUUUUCAUGUUUAGAAUGUGGGAAAUGUUUUAGUCGGAAAUCAGAUCUUGUUGAACAUCAAAAAACUCACACGGGAGAGAAGCCAUUUUCAUGUUCGGAAUGUGGGAAAUGUUUUAGAAACAAAACAAUUCUUGAGAGACAUCAGAGAAUUCACACCGGGGUUAAGCCAUUUUCAUGCCCUGAAUGUGGGAAAUAUUUUAAUGAUAAAUCAAAUCUUAAUUCACAUCUGAGAAAUCACACAGUAGAGAAGCCAUUUUCAUGUUCAGAAUGUGAAAAGUGUUUUAAUUUGAAAGCACAGCUUGAUAAACAUCUGAAAACUCACACAGGAGAGAAGCCAUAUUCGUGUCCUGAAUGUGAGAAAUGUUUUAGUUAUAAAUCAAAUUUUGUGGAACAUCAAAGAAUUCACACAGGAGAGAAGCCAUUUUCUUGUCCCGAAUGUGAGAAGUGUUUUAAUAAUAAAUCAAGGCUUGUGCAACAUCAGAGAAUUCACACCGGAGAGAAGCCAUUUUCUUGUCCCGAAUGUGAGAAGUGUUUUAAUAAUAAAUCAAGUCUUGUGCAACAUCAGAGAAAUCACACUGGAGAGAAGCCAUUUUCUUGUCCCGAAUGUGAGAAGUGUUUUAAUUACAAAUCAAGUCUUGUGCAACAUCAGAGAAUUCACACCGGAGAGAAGCCAUUUUCUUGUCCCGAAUGUGAGAAGUGUUUUAAUUACAAAUCAAGUCUUGUGCAACAUCAGAGAAUUCACACCGGAGAGAAGUCGCACCUAAAAAUACAUAUGGUCGUGUGCAUGAGCCCUAAUAGAGAUCUAUUAGGGUGAAUAGGAGACGGGAUCAAGAGAUCACAUGUACUAUGCCCCUGAGGGCCAUAUUUUAAUAAAAAUAAAAAAAGUGAAAUAAAAAGAAAUAAUAAUUAAAAAAAUCAAUAUAAGUUUAAAUUACCACUUUUUCCCAAUUUUAUAUAUAAAAAUAUAUUAACAAUAAAAAAUUUACAUAUUUUAUUAUUGCUGUGUGUUAAAAUGCUUGAACUUAAAAAAUAUAUAUAUUGUACGAUGAACG